Molecule: messenger RNA, 405 nt
Organism: Penicillium macrosclerotiorum
Lineage: Eukaryota; Fungi; Ascomycota; Eurotiomycetes; Eurotiales; Aspergillaceae
Product: RidA family protein
Exons: 2
Coding region: 1-405 (134 amino acids)
Cellular component (GO): cytosol
Molecular function (GO): deaminase activity
Source: RefSeq, a predicted model, not a curated record
AUGUCCCACUUGAAAUACUACAAUUAUGAAGGCGUUGGUGAGAGGAACAAGAAAGACUUCUGGUACAGUCAAGCUGUGAGAAUCGGUGAUCGUAUUGAGUGUGCAGGCCAAGGUGGAUGGGAUCCCAAGACAGGCGUAUUUCAUCGAGAGAUUAAUGCCCAGAUCGACCAAGCAUUUGAAAAUGUCGACUUGAACCUCAAGAAUGCCGGGGGCAAAGGCUGGGAGCAGGUCUUCCGAGUCAACUCAUAUCAUGUCCCUAUCAACAACGAGGCGCUUGAUGCGAUGGUGCGCAACUUUAAGAAAUGGAUGCCCGGACAUCAGCCCAUCUGGACAUGUGUUGGAGUGACGAGGCUCGGUGAAGACGACAUGCGAGUGGAGAUCGAAGUAGUGGCCCACGACCCCUGA